UUCUGUAGUAAGACAUUUGUGAAUAAUUCAAAGUUUUAGUUCAUUGAGUUACAUUUUUUAAAACUAUUACCAUAAAUUAACAAUGUCCGGAUUUACUGACGCAAAAGAUAGUGAUGAUGAAUUUCAUGACGCACUCGCUGAGGUGCCUAGUGUUAAAGAAGCUAAUAUAUGCUCAGAAAUCGUUGCAAAUGGAAAUAGCAAUUCGUCACACCUCAAAACUAAUGAAGAAAUCAUUGAAGAAAUAACACGCCAGCAGGAGGAUCUCAAACUUCCUGAUGAUGAUGAGGAAGAUGAUGAUGGAGAAAAUAAAUCAAAAAAAAUUGAUACUGACUUGGUAUCAAAAAUGUUUUGCGAUGAUAUUGAUAUUGAAGAGYUGCAAAAUCGAGAAAAGACCAUGAGCUCUGAAGAACUGCAGCAAAACAAAGAAGAAUCAGAUCGAAUGAAAUUAGAAGCAAACGAGCUGUUCAAGACUGGUGAGGCACUAAAAGCAGUUGAAAUAUACACAAAUGCYCUGCAGAUUUGUCCCACAACCUAUACCAAAGAGCGUGCCAUAUUGUAUGGCAACCGAGCUGCCGCAAAAAUUAAUUURGACUCGAAAAAAUCAGCUUUAGACGACUGCACAAAAGCUAUUGAGUUAUGGCCGGAUUAUGUUCGCGCACUUAUGAGGCGUGCAAAGUUGUGUGAAAACGAAGAUCGCUUGGAAGACGCAUUGGCGGAUUAUAAACGUGUAUGUGAGUUAGAACCAAGUCAAAGAGAAGCGCGGGAAGCUGUCUCACGAUUACCGGAACAAAUUAAUGAACGCAAUGAGCGUUUAAAAACCGAAAUGCUCUCCAAACUAAAAGAUCUUGGUAAUAUGUUCCUUAAACCAUUCGGUUUAUCUACGGAGAAUUUCCAGAUGCAACAAGAUCCCAACACAGGCUCUUAUUCCGUGAAUUUUCAACAAAACCCCAGAUAGUUCAUGUUUAUGCUAACGGUGUACAAGCUUCAAUUAUAUUUAAAAUAUAUAUAUUUUGCCGUGAAUAUAAGAAUAUUAUUGUUUAAAUUAAACGUAAAUAAAUUGUAAUUAAAAUUUUA
Bactrocera latifrons is the source of this 1074-nucleotide messenger RNA. It is a transcript of the gene Ttc1, whose product is annotated as tetratricopeptide repeat protein 1. NCBI's taxonomy places the organism in Eukaryota, Metazoa, Arthropoda, Insecta, Diptera, Tephritidae. The coding region runs from base 83 to 955 and encodes 290 amino acids. The record is from RefSeq and is a predicted model, not a curated record. The transcript is spliced from 2 exons. Gene Ontology annotation, molecular function: protein binding.